This is a messenger RNA of Ilex paraguariensis (yerba mate), 275 nucleotides long. The record is from the annotation of a GenBank genome assembly. NCBI's taxonomy places the organism in Eukaryota, Viridiplantae, Streptophyta, Magnoliopsida, Aquifoliales, Aquifoliaceae.
CUCCACUCCCCUUUCCUCCUAGAGAAACUUCCACAAAUGGAGUUGAAACAAGUCCUACCACAGAGGUAAAUGACUUGGAAAAAGAAAUCCCCACAUGUGUGGAGGAUGAUGAGUGUUAUAAGGAUAUUCAAGCUGUGUAUGAUCAAUUGCAUUUGCAAUACCUCAAGCAACAAGAGAAGGUGCUCUCCUUGAGUGAUCGGGUCAACUCAAGUGAAGAGGAGACAAGAGCCCUUCAUUUGGACUUGGUGAAGUUGAAGGGCCAAUUUUUGGCCUAG